GAUAGAAAAUUCGGUCGUGACGGUUACGAGACCCCUGCGCUCUCGUUGUUUGGCGUUUGAAAAUGGGUAGUAACGUCGCUAGUUGGGAAAUCGUUGAUAGUUCUCGUAACUGUUACGAGAGACAGCGUUUACGAGAGAGUUUAGUAAAUCCGGCCCCGUUGCGACAGUAUUUUCUAUCGUUACGCAUCGUAGGCCUUUAUUUCCUAUAAGAACGACUCAAGCGACCAAUCAGCGUAAACCUCGGAAUUUUCGACCAAUCACAGCAGUUCUCCCUCAAAACAUAAACAAUGGAGGCCUCACAAGAUCCGGGGAAAAACGUCGCCCUAAUUUUUCUAACGAAGAGCUGCACGCUAUGGUGAAGUACAGAAGAGGCAGAGGGUUAAAGAGGGCUCAUUUUCAUCGACGGUGACUAGUAAGGUGAAGAAGGCGGCCUGGAACACCGUAGCAGAAAGGGUUGACGCUGUCAGCACCUCGCAAAGGACUGCCGGUGAAGUCAAGCAAGUUGACCGUCUUCAAGUCUGCCACGAAGAAAAAACUGGCAAAGAGGAAUGAAGAACGAACGAAAACUGGUGGUGGACACUAUAAACAGCCAGAGCUUACAACAGCUGAAGAGCUCAUGUCCUCUUUGAUUCACCCAGUUAUGGUAGAGGGCCUAGGACAGCUACUUGAAGGAGAAAUGGUAUCAGAUGAGCUCGACCACGCCCCUCUACCGGUCGAUCUACCAAAGCCUCAAAGCCGAGGACACCGUCGGUUCAACAGAAGAAGGGAUGCGACGAAUCUACCGCGAGAGAUAUGCCUUUCUUGUGUGGGAACUUUUCCACACGUUGAACUACCAGGGGGACUGCGAGAGCUACCUUCUCCCUCAGAAGUACUUCACUGAUCGCGCCUCCUUCGUGUUGGCGAAGGGUUCUCCCCUCGCGCCCCUCUUCAACAAUGUCAUCCUUGACCUCGGUUCGUCUGGCCUCCUCUCCAAGUUCUGGCUGGAGGUAAAAGUGACCACCAACGACUGCGGCGCCCUGGAGACCGCGUCCUUGGUGUUCCUGACGGUGGUGACGUCCUUCCUGGUGCUCGUCGUGGGGGCUGUGGUGUCCUUCGGUCUCCUGGGGGCGGAGUGGCUCCUUUCGCGAAGAAUCUGGGGGAGGUCCUGGGGGAUGUGAGAGGAGGUGGAGGUCUU
Molecule: messenger RNA, 1174 nt
Organism: Penaeus vannamei (Pacific white shrimp)
Lineage: Eukaryota; Metazoa; Arthropoda; Malacostraca; Decapoda; Penaeidae
Source: RefSeq, a predicted model, not a curated record